AUGGAGCUUGAAUUCCCUGCGCCUCAAGUCCUGGAGUCUAAUGUCCCCUUGGUUAGGCACACCAUGCUUUACAAACUGAACACGUCGUGUGCCACAAUCAAAUCAUUCAAUUUGACUCCAAAAAGUUUCAUCACUGAAUUUCUCACCUAUGAUGAGAUGGGACUGGCUUCAAAGCGCCGACUGUGGGCCUCGCGCACAGGUUGGCCUUCAACCAAAAAGUUGCUAAUAUCGAUCAAGAAUCUAGUUUGCAAAGACGUGGAGGGUCGUGAAUUUUGGGAAGAAUUUAUAUUCUUGGGACAGGCCAGCAAUAUUGUGAUUUCAGAGGUCCCACGCAGAGGGGCUUACCCUCAUGGUUCCUAUGUCAACUCACAACAUCUUAAAUCCAGCUUUUUUACUGAUGAGGAACGAGUUGCAAGAAACAAGGACCUAACAAACUCUAUGCCGUUCCUAUAUAAAUUACUGAAAAACAAGCUGCGGGUGAACGAAGAACUCCCAGAUGAAGAGGGGGAUCUUGUUGACGAAGAUUGCGGUCUACCGGACCAGUUUGCGGACGAGCUAGCCCCUCUAGUGCCCACCGAUGAAGAAGAAGAAGAAGAAGUUAUCAAUGAGAGUGACAAGACCACGGCGCCAAAAGAAAGAAUCAACCUCACUGAGACCGAUGUCAACGAGUAUGAAGGGGUAUCUCUGGCAAAAAGCUCAGAUCCUGCUGUCCGAAAGGCUCUACGGGCCCAAACUGUGGGUCUCAAAUCUUGA
Molecule: messenger RNA, 753 nt
Organism: Puccinia triticina
Lineage: Eukaryota; Fungi; Basidiomycota; Pucciniomycetes; Pucciniales; Pucciniaceae
Exons: 2
Coding region: 1-753 (250 amino acids)
Source: RefSeq, a predicted model, not a curated record